AUGACAAACGUUAAACUUCUUAAUAUUAAUGUAGGGCUUCUCGGUCAUGUGGAUAGUGGUAAAACUUCGUUAGCCAAAUGUUUAAGUCAGAUUAAUAGCACUGCUUGUUUCGACAAACAUCCUCAAUCCCAGGAACGUGGAAUAACAAUAGAUUUAGGUUUCAGUUCUUUUAGUACAGAAGCAUCAGAAAAAUUUAAAAUACAGGGCUAUGAAAAGUUACAGUUUACUUUAGUUGAUUGCCCAGGUCAUGCAUCAUUAAUUAGAACGAUUAUUGGAGGUGUUCACAUAAUUGACCAUGUAAUAUUGGUAAUUGACAUUACUAAAGGUAUUCAAACUCAAACAGCAGAAUGCCUGGUUAUAUCCGAAAUAACAAAUAAACCUACAUUAGUUGUGUUAAACAAAACUGAUUUAAUUGAUGCUUGCAAAAGAGAUGAAUUCAUUAAAAAGGUCUCAAAUAAAAUCAAGUCUACAUUAUCACAAACUAUAUUUCAAGAUACACCAAUACUACCAAUUGUGUGUAAGGAAGAUUAUUCGGAAGAAAGAGGAAUUAAUAAUUUAAUAACAAAGCUUACAGAAGUCAUUUCAGUUCCCUGUAGAAGUCCAACAAACUCCUUAGUUUUAGCUAUAGAUCAUUGUUUUUCAAUUAAGGGCAAAGGUACUGUUAUAACUGGUACUGUUUUGCAAGGAAAAAUUAGCAUAAAUGAUAUUAUUGAAAUACCAGGUUUGCAAGAAACGAAAAAAGUUAAAUCCAUCCAGAUGUUUAAACAAGAUGUUAACACAGCUGUACAAGGUGAUCGAAUCGGUACUUGUGUAACACAUUUCAAUCCCAAGCAGUUGGAAAGAGGUGUAGCCUGUAAGCCAGGAUCCAUGCAUCUUGUGCAUGGUGUAAUAAUUAACUUUAAUAAAGUAAAAUACUACAAAAACACUAUAAAAUCAAGUACCAAAUAUCAUGUCAGUGUGGGUUAUGAAACUUUAAUUGGUAAAUUGUUAUUAUUUCAAAGUGAAGACAAUUCCAAUUUUAACUUAGAAAAUGAAUACCUUUAUAUAGAGGAGUUUAAUGAGGAAAUGUCCAUAAAAAUCUUUGCUCUGCUGGAGUUUGAGAAAUCUAUUUAUUUGCCUCCCAACAGUAUGAUAAUUUGCUCUAAACUUGAUACAAACAUCAACUGUAAUACUUGCAGAAUAUCAUUUUUUGGAAAUGUUGUUUAUGAAAUUUCAGAUAAACGAUAUCCUGAAACAUUUCUGCCGAAACUUAAAAUUUAUAAAGUAAAAACAAAAACAGGUUAUGUGCAAAAUUUAAUUAAUGAAAAUGAAAUCAUUGCUAGCAAAUUGUUUCAAAAAAUAACAUCAGCACAAAAAUUUCUUAACAUGAAGAUAAAGUUGUCCACUGGAGAAAUAGGAUACAUUGAAAGUACUUUUGGACAAAAGGAUAAAACACGGAUCAGAAUACCUGAAGGUUUACAGCCGUCAACCUUUGAAUAUCUAUCCACUAUUAAAAAAGGGAAGAAAAACAAAACAAAAAGAGAAAAUGAGCCAUCAUUGAAUGAAAACAAACCAAAACAGGAUUCUGUUACUGUAAGGUUAGAAUUCAGGCGAUACUUGUUUGACAAAAACAAAACAAUUACUCCCCAUACUUAA
Nezara viridula (southern green stink bug) is the source of this 1635-nucleotide messenger RNA. NCBI's taxonomy places the organism in Eukaryota, Metazoa, Arthropoda, Insecta, Hemiptera, Pentatomidae. The record is from the annotation of a GenBank genome assembly.